Molecule: messenger RNA, 1395 nt
Organism: Didymosphaeria variabile
Lineage: Eukaryota; Fungi; Ascomycota; Dothideomycetes; Pleosporales; Didymosphaeriaceae
Exons: 4
Coding region: 1-1395 (464 amino acids)
Biological process (GO): transmembrane transport
Cellular component (GO): fungal-type vacuole membrane
Molecular function (GO): transmembrane transporter activity
Source: RefSeq, a predicted model, not a curated record
AUGUCGCACCCACCUAGCUCUGCGGUCUCGGCGACGGAUGAUUCGAUACGUGAGAAAGAGUCGGAUGUCGAGCAAAGGGCAGCAGAGAAAGAUCUAAGCAAUUCGCAAACCGCUCCAGAACCCAUCAAUCCGUGGCAUCCAUCACAGUUUCCAGAUGGCGGGAAGGACGCUUACCUGUGUUUGUUGGGGGCCUUUUGUUGCCUGUUCUGCAGCUUUGGCUGGCUCAACUGCGUCGGCGUCUUCCAGAAUUACUACGAGACACACCAACUACGCGACCAUUCAUCUUCGCAGGUUGCAUGGAUAUCAUCCCUGCAGAUCUUCGUCAUGUUCUUCCCUGGCCCGAUCGUCGGGUUCUUCUAUGACAACCAUGGCCCAACAUACCUGAUCGCGGUCGGAGCUUUAUUUCAUGUCUUUGGCCUCAUGAUGACCAGUCUGUGCACCGAAUACUAUCAAUUCAUCCUGGCACAAGGAAUCUGCAGUCCGUUGGGGCUUAAUUGCAUUUUCAAUGCGGCCGUGAGCUCGCUCCCUUCGUGGUUCUUGAAGAAGCGCGGCCUCGCAUAUGGCGUUACUGCUGCCGGAAGUGGCCUAGGGGGGAUUAUCUUCCCGAUCAUGGCAUCGCAUCUCAUUCCACAGAUCGGGUAUGGGUGGACCUUACGCACUUUCGCUUUCAUGAUCCUUGGUCUAUUGCUCAUCGCUUUCGCGACGGUCCGUUCACGACUUCCGCCGAAGAUUCGUAAAUUUCGUCUCCAGGUGUUCAUCGAUCCUUUCAAAGACCUCAGGUUCACCAUGAUGGUUAUCUCUUCCUUCCUCUUCUUCCUGGGUCUCUUCAUACCUAUCAACUUCAUUGAGGUCGAAGCUAUGACGAACGGCAUGUCUGUACAUCUUUCCAGUUAUCUCCUACCCAUGUUGAAUGCGGCAAGGUACGUCAGCGCUCUGUUCCUUUUCCCAAGGCAUAGCCCUAAUAAAAGCAGUAUCUUCGGUCGCGUGAUCCCCGGUGCCCUUGCCGACAAAUUCGGACCGUACAAUCUACAAGCUGUCAUGGCAUUCUUCACUGGAAUACUCUGCCUAGCAUUAGGCCUGCCGGCAUCUGGCAAUGCAGCUUUCAUCAUCUUUGCGGCCUUGUACGGAUUCGCCUCGGGUGGUUUCGUGUCUCUCGCGCCAGCGCAGAUCGCAAAGAUCUCCAACGUUCAAGAAAUAGGCGUUCGCACAGGCGUUUUGUUUUCAUGCGUAAGCUUCGCGGGGCUUGUGGGUAACCCCAUCGCCGGAGCACUUGUGGAUGGCACUGGGUUUGAUAAGGUGAACAUCUUUGCGGGAGUAGUGAUGCUGGCGGGAGCGGUCCUGUUCGUUAUUACAAGGAUGGUAGUGACUGGAUGGAAGGUGGCGCAGAUAGCAUAA